CUUUAUUCACCAGCCUUUAGAAUUAUGUUCCUUGUUGGAACACGUCCGUCCUCAUUUUUGGAUGUAUAUCACUGUAGUAUUGCACGCGAUGUUGUGAAACAUUUUUAUUUUUGAGAGCAAAUCAGGAAGUAUGAAAAAAUCACACUGGUAAAUCGACAUAUACAACAACAAUAUUGCCACUUUUAACACACACAUUUACGAGAAUAGUCGGGAUAAACAUCGUGGAUCAAGAUGACAAUUUAAGUUAAGGAAACGGUUUUAUGAAUUUCGUCUGAAGUUGGAGGAUCCUUUCAAACAGUGUAUCCGUGUGUUAAGGCUGGAUGCAUAUAACAAUUUAAAAUGAAACCUCUGAAAUGUGUAUUAGUAGGCGAUGGGAAUGUUGGAAAGACAUCCUUAAUGAAGACUUAUAAAGACAAAUGUUUUCCCGGGGCCUACCUUGCGACCAUGUCCGACAGCAUCAACGUAACGAUGCAGGUGGACGAAAAGAACCACGAUCUCACGGUUUACGAUACGGCGGGCCAAGAAGCGUACGACAGGCUACGACCGCUGACUUACCCAGAUACGGAUGUGAUUGUCAUGUGUUUCUCAUUGGUUUCCAAAGACUCGUAUGACAGUAUAAGAGAUAAGUGGUUGGCAGAAGUAAAACAGUAUUGCCGGGACAUUCCUAUCGUCUUGGUCGGCACAAAACUAGAUAUGCGCAGUGGAAACAGCAAGAAAGACUUCGCCAUUAUGAACGGUGACCGCGAUUCGACGAUAGCAUUUAAUACGAUCAGUCAAGAACAAGGUCAUUGGCUUAAAAAAGAAGUAGGUGCCCGGUUUUACGUUGAAUGUUCCGCCAAAACGCAGACGUCAACCAGAGACGUUUUUGAAAGUGCAAUUAUGGCUGCUAUAAACCCAACUAAGCGGAAACAGAGAAGAAAUGGUUGCACUAUUUUGUGAUGUUGACUUAAGUUGCUCUACGUGAAGUUAAACACUUUAUAUACAAGAAUUCGUGAGUGGAUGCUAUGACGAUUAAUUGAUAGUACUUGUUCGACCAUGUAUUACUUUACUGUUUUAAUACACUAAAGGAAAAAAAAUGUCUUUGAGACAUUUGAAGAACAUUAGGCAUUUUUUUGCUGUGACGUACAUUUGAUUUACGAAGCUUACAUGUUCACAUUUUAAAAUCAAUCGGCUCAUUUAUGACGAUGAUAAAAUGAAUCGAAUUUGUAUCUUACUGUUACUUUAACAACACUAAAAGUGUGUCCAAAGUAAAAGAUUUUCUUAUUCCCUGCAAACAGAUCGUGUCCUUUUCUAGUUUAACCCAUUUAAGCCUAGUGGACUCUCCCUUCCUUCUAAAUUGGAUCCAUUUAUUUCCAAAAUUAGGAAUGUCUAGUACAUUUAUUUCUAUAUUUAGAAUAUUUCUUACAGAAAUUCCUUAAGCAAACAGCGCAGACCCUGAUGAAACGCCGCAUCAUGCGGCGUCUCAUCUGGGUCUACGCUGUUUGCCAGGCCUUUUUUCUAGACGCUAGGCAUAAAUGGGUUAAAAUGUGUGAUUUUCAUCAAAAAAUUUUUUUUUUUGUAUUUAUUAUGCAAAUAUUGCUAUCUAACCUCCACUGAUAUUGAACAAAAGCGUUUGUAACGUGACGUUGCUUGUUUGAAUGAUUUUAUUAUGUAUAUAGUGUACAUCUAAAAUGUGUAUUGAAGUGUCAUACUUAGAUUAAAGAAAACUAUCAUGGCCAUAGAAAUGUACUCUUGGUAACCAUACAAAUAUUAAUUGUUGUUUUCUUGUUUUCUUAAAGUAAAAUAUAGAUUUAGUUAUAUACGAAUACUGGGUAAUUAAUAAUAAAAAGUUAACCAGGGAAA
This is a messenger RNA of Dreissena polymorpha, 1842 nucleotides long. Its product is annotated as ras-related C3 botulinum toxin substrate 2-like. The record is from RefSeq and is a predicted model, not a curated record. NCBI's taxonomy places the organism in Eukaryota, Metazoa, Mollusca, Bivalvia, Myida, Dreissenidae. Gene Ontology annotation, biological process: small GTPase-mediated signal transduction. Bases 340 to 939 code for a protein of 199 amino acids. Gene Ontology annotation, molecular function: GTP binding; GTPase activity. The transcript is spliced from 5 exons.